Molecule: messenger RNA, 6956 nt
Organism: Misgurnus anguillicaudatus (oriental weatherfish)
Lineage: Eukaryota; Metazoa; Chordata; Actinopteri; Cypriniformes; Cobitidae
Source: RefSeq, a predicted model, not a curated record
GUUGCGCGUUCUGCCAGCCAGAGAGCGCGUGAACAACAGCAGCUCACGAGUGCGUCUUCAUUCACUCUAGUGCUGAGCGGAGAGCAGCAGUCAUGGCAACUACAACAGCAGAAGCAGAGACUCGCCAGAGGCUACUGCGAAACGUCAAGAAGGAGGUUAAGCAAAUCAUGGAGGAAGCAGUCACAAGGAAGUUUGUGCAUGAAGACAGCAGCCAUAUUGUAUCAUUUUGUGCUGCUGUUGAAGCGUGUGUCCUUCACGGUUUGAAGCGGAGGGCCGCUGGGUUCCUACGAAGCAACAAGAUAGCAGCGCUCUUCACUAAAGUGGCCAAGAGUUUCCCUCCAGCUGAGGAGCUUUGCAGGAAAGCCCAAGAGCUGGAGUUGAUCUUUGAAAACAGGCGAAGCCAGUCUCUGUCAUACAGUGAGAGUACCCGUAAGAUGUCCAAGUCCCCAAACCUUACUCCUCAGUCUAUCAGACAUGUGUGGAUUCACACUGCACUCAUCUUGAAGGUGCUUGACAAGAUUGUGCUCUACUUGGUGGAAAACAGCAGUAAGUUUUAUGAAAAAGAAGCUAUCCUAAUGGACCCUGUGGAUGGACCUAUCCUCGCCUCUUUGUUAGUGGGUCCUUGUGCAUUGGAGUAUACUAAAAUGAAGACGGCUGAUCAUUUCUGGACAGACCCUUCAGCUGACGAGUUGGUUCAAAGGCAUCGUAUUCACAGCGGCCACUGCCGACAAGACUCUCCUAUUAAAAGACCUGCCCUCUGUAUUCAGAAGAGACACUCCAGUAGUAGUAUGGAUGAAAGACCCUCUCCGUCCCCAUCUGCUCGGGAUUACGUGGAAUCUCUUCAUCAGAAUAACAGAGCAACCCUCCUGUUCGGGAAAAACAAUGUGCUGGUGCAGCCGAGGGACGAUAUGAAGGCAAUCCCAGGAUACCUCUCUCUGCACCAGACGGCUGACAGCAUGACUUUGAAAUGGACGCCAAAUCAGCUAAUGAACGGCUCCGUGGGAGAUCUCGACUAUGAGAGAAGUGUUUUCUGGGACUAUGCCAUGACUAUUCAUUUGGAGGAAAUUGUGUACCUGCACUGUCACCAGCAGGUGGACUGUGGUGGGACAGCGGUUCUGGUUAGUCAAGAUGGGAUCCAGAGACCUCCAUUUCGUUUUCCUCGUGGUGGCCACCUCCUUCAGUUCCUCUCCUGUCUGGAAAAUGGUCUGCUCCCUCAUGGCCAGUUGGACCCUCCGCUUUGGUCCCAGAGAGGAAAGGGAAAAGUAUUUCCCAAACUAAAGAAGAGAUGUACACAGGGAUCUUCAGAUUCUGCCUCAGACAAAGAAGAGGACGAGGCAACGGAUUAUGUCUUCCGCAUUGUGUUCCCAAACAGCCAAUCAGAAUUUGUAGCACCAGAAUUGAUAGAUCAAGGAGCAAACAUGUGGCACCCCACACCAAGGAAAUCAUCGUGUUCUUCCUGCUCGCAAAGUAGUUUUUCUGAUGGAGGACCACCCAAUGGCUGCAACCAUGAAAGAGCCCCUCUGAAGUUGCUAUGCGACAACAUGAAGUCCCAAAUCAUCUCUCGGGCUUUCUAUGGAUGGCUGGCGUACUGUCGUCACCUGUCCACGGUACGCACUCACCUGUCUGGCCUUGUCAAUCACACGAUUGUGGAGCCAAAUGUGCCCAGUGAUGCUUACGAAGGCCUUACGACUGAAGUUUGGCUGAAGUUCCUUCAAGACUGCAGGACCUGUGAGGAGACGGAGAUUCUACGCCUUGUUUAUUUCGGUGGAGUUGAACCCUCUUUACGCAAGGAGGUCUGGCCCUUCCUGCUGGGUCAUUACCAAUUUGGAAUGUCUGAGGCAGAGAGGAAAGAGGUGGAUGAGCAGAUGCGAGCGUGUUACGAGCAGACAAUGAGCGAAUGGCUGGGGUGUGAGGCCAUUGUUAGGCAAAGAGAGAAAGAACAGCACGCCGUGGCUUUAGCCAAGUGUUCCUCUGGUGCAAGUAUGGACAGCACCACACACAGAAUAAUGCACAGAGACUCCACUAUCAGUAAUGAGUCCUCACAGAGUUGCAGUUCAGGCAGACAAAGAGAUUCCAGGCUGCAGAGUGACUCCAGCAGCAGCACUCAGUUCUUCACUUCCCAAAACCCCUUCCCCUGGAGUAGUCUGCUUCCCUUUGGCUUGAUCUUUCAGGUCUUUGAGUCUGUCGAAGAGGUCGACCAGAUCGAAACGGAGCCCAAGAGCGAUAGCGUCAAACAAGUACCUAAAUUCUCAAAUGAAUCCCAGAACAUCACCAGUUCUCCAGACUCUGGUCACCCCUCUUCCAGAAACUUCUCAGUUACGUCUGGUCAAUCAGACUCCUUGAGCACAGAGGACAGUGGGAUACAUGAGCCGAACCUCAAAGCCUUGCGGCCACCGCUUCAGAGCCCAACCAUCACCAGUCAGGCUGAAGAUCACAACAACGUGACCAAAAUGGAAGUGGGUGGCUCUAUUGAGAGAACUUUGACUUCAGAAAAUGAAACAGAACCAAAGAUAGAUAAGAAUCAGGUAGGAGUUGAGACAACACAGAAGACUGUGAAAACCAAGGAAGCCUCAGGUAGUAUAAAAGCUGAUUCAUUAAAGUCCACCAGAAAAUCUGAAUGUCUAACAAGCUUUACUGCAGAACAGACAAAUGAGAAGGUUGUUAAAAAUAUGACCACAAACAAAGACAUGCAGAGAAAUGCCCCAAGGGUAGAAGAGACCAUCGUCCCACUGGUGCAUGAAGCUUUCAGCACGAGCGAGAUGAGCGAUGCUCAAGCCGCAGCCGAUUCGGAUGAGUCACCCACUGCCAUUGAAAUGGAGGAUAUUCCUACAGCCAAGGUUUGCAUGGUUUGGGACAGGAAGAGCAAGACCAAUGAGCAGACUGCGGUGCCAUUACUGGAGCUCAGGCUAGAGGAAGUUCAUGGUAAGGCCGGCCUUGAAGAUCCAGACUCUAUCCUGUCUGAGGAACUAGUGAUGGAGAAUCUCUGUCCACAAUUUGAUUCGCUCGCAGUGAACACAGAAAAGAUGGAAGUUACAUCUCCAGUUUCCUCAGUAGGGACCACAUAUUCUCAAGAGCUUUUGGACAUGUACACUCUUAACCUGCAUCGAAUAGAUAAAGAUGUUCAGCGCUGUGACCGAAAUUACUUCUACUUCACACCUGCUAACUUGGAGAAACUGCGCAACAUCAUGUGCAGUUAUAUUUGGCAGCACCUUGAAAUUGGAUACGUCCAGGGCAUGUGUGAUCUUCUAGCACCCUUGCUUGUUAUUCUAGAUGAUGAGGCAAUGGCCUUUAGUUGUUUCACUGAACUCAUGAAAAGGAUGAAUCAAAACUUUCCCCAUGGAGGUGCCAUGGACACCCACUUUGCCAACAUGAGAUCCCUCAUCCAGAUUUUAGAUGCAGAGAUGUUUGAGUUAAUGCAUCAGAAUGGAGACUACACGCACUUCUACUUCUGCUAUCGCUGGUUCCUCCUCGAUUUUAAAAGAGAGUUGGUGUAUGAUGAUGUGUUUGCGGUUUGGGAGGUCAUCUGGGCUGCUAAAUGUGUCUCUUCCGGCCAUUUUGUGCUCUUCAUCGCUCUUGCAUUGGUGGAGAUAUACAGAGACAUCAUUCUAGAAAACAACAUGGACUUCACAGACAUAAUCAAGUUUUUCAAUGAAAUGGCAGAGCAUCACAACAUCAAGCAGAUUCUGACUCUAGCACGAGACCUGGUGUGCAAAGUACAGACACUUAUAGAAAACAAGUAAUUACAAACCUUUCACCUCUACUCUCACUUAUAUCCCAUAAGCCCAUGCAAAAAAAAAAAAAAAACAGUGGGGAGGAUUUGGCCAACACUUAAUGAGCAUACGUUUAUAUGGUAGGUAUCAUGGCACUUCCAAUGCUAAACAUUUUGCUCUACCUGAAAUCAAUCAAAUGAGUCCUCUCGGUCUUAUCAGGUUUUACUGAACAUCAGUCAUGGUACGUAAAUUUUUAUGAAUAAUUUGAGAUGAUGAUUCACUCUGUAACAAAGAAUUUUACAGUACAUCUUUCAAAAUACACUAAAAAUGACCAGUGGCUUGUGAUUUAUAGUUUCCUCAGAAGUUCAGGUCUGGGCUAUUGUACUCUUAAGGGGGGCGGUCGCAGUAAAUUAUGUGGUCUGUUCACUUCCAUUCAUACAUGUGAAAGAGCUAGACAGCAAGCAUAAUGCGUAUCGUUGUCUUUCGCUAUGUACCAAAGUUUAGGUUUGGUGACCUGCGAAACUGUAUAAAGAUGCCUGAUUAUUAGAAAAUGUCAACACAAAAUAGUUUACAACUGUAUCAAAGUUUACAACAAUAGGAAAGAGAAAUUUGAAGACUGUAUAUUUUAACACUAACUGUAUUUAAAGGGGUGGUUUCCCGGUCGGGAAUUAAGUCUAGUUAAAGGAAUAGUCUACUCAAUUUCAAUAUUAAAAUAUGUUAUUACCUUAACUAAGAAUUGUUGAUACAUCCCUCUAUCAUCUGUGUGCGUGCACGUAAGCGCUGGAGCGCGCUGCGACGCUUCGAUAGCAUUUAGCUUAGCCCCAUUCAUUCAAUGGUACCAAUCAGAGAUAAAGUUAGAAGUGACCAAACACAUCAACGUUUUUCCUAUUUAAGACGAGUAGUUAUACGAGCAAGUUUGGUGGUACAAAAUAAAACGUAGCGCUUUUCUAAGCGGAUUUAAAAGAGGAACUAUAUUUUAUGGCGUAAUAGCACUUUUGGGAGUACUUUCGACUCUGCGCAGUAACACCCUCCCUCUCCCAUUAUGAGAAGGAGAAGGGGAGCGGACUUUUCAGGCCAGUCGAAGUACUCCCAAAAGUGCUAUUACGCCAUAAAAUAUAGUUCCUCUUUUAAAUCCGCUUAGAAAAGCGCUACGUUUUAUUUUGUACCACCAAACUUGCUCGUAUAACUACUCGUCUUAAAUAGGAAAAACGUUGAUGUGUUUGGUCACUUCUAACUUUAUCUCUGAUUGGUACCAUUGAAUGAAUGGGGCUAAGCUAAAUGCUAUCGAAGCGUCGCAGCGCGCUCCAGCGCUUACGUGCACGCACACAGAUGAUAGAGGGAUGUAUCAACAAUUCUUAGUUAAGGUAAUAACAUAUUUUAAUAUUGAAAAUGAGUAGACUAUUCCUUUAAAGACUUAAAUGCAUGUUUGAGAGCUGUCUUAACAAAAAAAAACAUCUUAAAAUAUAUCAGUGCCAUUGCUUUGUGUCAAGCAGUAAUGUUUUUGUAAGGUACAGUGGGGCAAAAAAGUAUUUAGUCAGCCACCAAUUGUGCAAGUUCUCACAAUUAAAAAGAUGAGAGAGGCCUGUAAUUUUCAUCAUACACUUCAACUAUGAAAGACAAAAUGAGAAAAAAUCCAGAAAAUCACAUUACUUAUUUUCCACCAUAAUUUGCAAAUAAAUUCUUUAAAAAAUCAAUGUGAUUUUCUGGAUUUUUUUCUCAUUUUGUCUCUCAUAGCUGACCUAUGAUGAAAAUUACAGGCCUCUCUCAUCUUUUUAAGUGGGAGCACUUGCACAAUUGGUGGCUGACUAAAUACUUUUUUGCCCCACUGUAUGUAAAAACUACUUGCAUUUUCUAAUGUAACUAAGGCCUAGUCCUGGCUUAAUCUAAACCCUGUUCGAGAAACUGCCCCAACAUGUCUUUCUGUGCCUAUUUAUUUACAGUUUAUGUAAAUCUGAAGCGUGACAUCAUAUCCUGUAGCCCAUAUUUAUCGUGAUGUCUAAAAUGUGGUAGAGAUUUUGCAUGCUUAAUGUAGUGAGACCGUCCCUUAACACCCAUGUAAACCUGCACACUUCAUUGAUGUGAUCUGAUGUGCCAUUUUUUUCCAGUUACUUUCUUCUAGCAGUAGGGGUCACUGUGCUUUCAGUGUUCUGACCUUUUGCAUAAAUUUCUGUAUUUAUUUUAAAACCAAUGUCUUUAACUGUGAGUUGUUACUAAAUCAAAUCAGGUUAUUGUAUGGCACAGUAUUCUAUUGGAGAAUACAAAGAAAUGUCUGUGGGUAUUAUUUAGAACAGCGAAAAAAUGUGAACCUGUUUGUAAAAUCCAGGCUGAAGUCUCAUAAUCGAAUUAUGAGUUUGAUUUCAGUCAUUGAUUUUAAUCUUUGACAUGACCUUAGUCAAUAUUAAAGAUAUUUAAGUUAUUUUCACAGAAUGUUAUUAAUGGGGCGGUUUUCGUCCUAGUCCCACACUUUGAAAGUGUAUGUUUGAGCUAACAUAUAUCAGUGCCAUUGUGUUGUCUUAAAAUGCACACCUGUAUUGUUUCUUUUCUUUUAAUAUAACGAAGGCCUAGUCCUGGAUUAAUCUAAACCCUGUCUGGGAAAACGCCCCUGUAUCAUAGGAUGAUUUUAUGUGAAAACAAUUCAUCACAAAAAAUGACUUUAGCUGGGUUUUCACAGACUGGAUCACAAAUGUGUCCGUAAGUAGUUUUCUCUUUGUAAUUGUGAAGAAUUUAUUAUUAUUAUUAUAUGGGUUUUCCAUUUUGUUUGUAUUGUUUGAGGUUAGUACUGUGUUUCAGUGCAAUAGUGUCACGCUUUCAAUCACCUUUAUGAAAAUCUGCCAUUAAUAUUGAUUUUCAGAUUCAGUGUCUGUAUGAGAGCGUGUGUGCGUGUGUAUGGACCUAGAUAAUUCACAAUCACAACCGCAAGGCCUUGUCUGCUUGAUGUAUUACUGCUAUUUGUGAACUGUACAGAAAAAUACAUGCUAUAUUUAUUAUAUAGAAAGAAUCUAUAUUAUUAACUUCAGUCAUUCGUUACACAUAUUUGAGAGUAAACCUUUCGAUAUUUACACAGAAAUCAAAAUCAUCAGUGCUCUUAUUUAUUUUCCAAUUAUGAAAUUGAUUUUGUAAUAAAUUUAAAUUGUGUUUCUUCAUUCUCCAGCCACAUUAUACUUUGCUGUAGUUCUCUCCCAUUUAAUCCAUCACCAUCAAAACGCAUAUAAUUCAUUUUAAUCCUCUUAUAACGUCUUGUUACAA